Molecule: messenger RNA, 1245 nt
Organism: Papaver somniferum (opium poppy)
Lineage: Eukaryota; Viridiplantae; Streptophyta; Magnoliopsida; Ranunculales; Papaveraceae
Product: phosphoglucan phosphatase LSF2, chloroplastic-like
Exons: 5
Coding region: 87-953 (288 amino acids)
Biological process (GO): starch catabolic process; protein dephosphorylation
Cellular component (GO): chloroplast
Molecular function (GO): starch binding; protein tyrosine/serine/threonine phosphatase activity; carbohydrate phosphatase activity
Source: RefSeq, a predicted model, not a curated record
UGAGAAAGAAAAAGAAAAAAAAAUUGUAAAACAGAUUUCAAUGCCAAAUCUGUGUGAGUAAGUGACUGUAGUGGUGGUGGUGGAAAAUGGAAGCUGUUUUUGUAACUGCAACUAACAGUUUGCUUUCUACAUCUUCUCCACUUCAAAACAAUAAGAAAUGUGCAACUAAUUUGAAGUUUUUAUCACCAUCUUCUUCUAGAAAUUACAAGAAAAUCUCAUGUCAAGUUUCAAAAUCAAAAGGUGAGACUGAAGGGAGAAACACCAUGAACAGCAGCAGCAGUACUAGUAGCAGUGGUGGUGGAAAAAUGGAUGAGUAUAAUACAGCUAUGAAGAAGAUGAUGAGAAACCCUUAUGAGUAUCACCAUGAUCUUGGAAUGAACUAUAAACUUAUACUUGAUAAUUUGAUUGUGGGAUCUCAACCACAGAAGCCUGAGGAUAUAAAUCAUUUGAGAGAGGAGAUGAGUGUUGCUUACAUUUUGAAUUUGCAACAAGACAAAGAUGUUCAGUUUUGGGGAAUUGAUUUGCAAUUGAAUGUUGAUAGAUGUAAAGAAAUCGGUAUUCGCCACAUGAGAAGACCUGCGAAAGAUUUCGAUGGGGAUUCUUUAAGAAGUGGAUUACCUAAAGCUGUUUCGUCAUUAGAAUGGGCUGUUGAAGAAGGAAAAGGAAGAGUUUAUGUGCAUUGUACUGCUGGAUUGGGAAGGGCACCUGCUGUUGCAAUUGCUUAUAUGUUCUGGUUUUGCGAUAUGAAUCUGAAUACAGCUUAUGAGACGCUUACUUCAGUGAGGCCUUGUGGACCAAACAAGAAAGCAAUACGUGCAGCUACAUAUGAUCUUGCUAAGAACGAUCCGUGGAAAGAACCAUUUGAGAACCUUCCAGAACAUGCUUUUGAGGACAUAGCACCUUGGGAGAGAAAGCUAAUUCAAGAUCGAGUCCGUGCUCUACGUGGCACAUGAAAGAAAAUGCAGGGAAACAUAUGCUCUGCUAACUUCAACGUAAGGAAUGAUUCAAAGCUGCUGCGCCUCCAAGACGUGCGCCCAUUUCAGAGCUAGUGUGCUUGUAUUGCACUCCACAGUAAUCUAUUGCACCUUUGUUUACCAUACUCUAUAUAUUUAAAAACACCGAUUUCAAUCGACUGUACUCUGUAAUUGUCUAAUAAAGGAGCUACAGUUUAGUAUUGAUUGCAGUUCUGCAGAAACAAUGAUAGCAUAUUUGUUUCAUCUUCUUCAUACGUUUCUUGUUUUUCUA